Morus notabilis is the source of this 1887-nucleotide messenger RNA. Its product is annotated as cytochrome P450 78A5. Bases 1 to 1617 code for a protein of 538 amino acids. Lineage: Eukaryota; Viridiplantae; Streptophyta; Magnoliopsida; Rosales; Moraceae. Gene Ontology annotation, molecular function: oxidoreductase activity, acting on paired donors, with incorporation or reduction of molecular oxygen; monooxygenase activity; heme binding. The transcript is spliced from 2 exons. The record is from RefSeq and is a predicted model, not a curated record.
AUGUCGUGGGAAUCUUGUUUCCUGUUCAUUCCUCAAACUGGGUUCUCAUCAUCACUCAUCAUGAACUCCAAAACUUUCAUCCUUUUUCUCAUCUUGGUCUCUGUGAUCUCUUUCUUUCUCUCUCCGGGUGGACUCGCCUGGGCUCUCUCCAUAUCCCGAGUAGCUCAUCACAAAGCCGCCAUUCCCGGACCUUCCGGUCUUCCUUUCCUCGGCUUACUCUUCACCUUCACCGGCUCCAGUUUACCACACAGACUUCUCUCUCACUACUCCAAAACCUUCGGAGCAAAGCCUUUAAUGGCAUUCUCCGUCGGGCUCACCCGUUUCGUCGUCUCGAGCCAACCCGAGACGGCGAAAGAGCUUCUGAACAGCUCGGACUUCGCCGAUCGGCCGGUGAAGGAAUCGGCCUACGAGCUUCUCUUCCACCGAGCCAUGGGGUUCGCUCCGUACGGAGACUACUGGAGGAGCCUGCGGAGAAUCUCGGCGACUCACCUGUUCAGCCCGCGGCGCCUCGCCGGCUUUGGGGUUUUUCGGCGGGAAAUAGGCCUGAAAAUGGUUGAGGAAAUUAGGGUUUUGAUGGGGAGAUCAGGUGAAGGGGUUGAGGUUAGGAAAGUGUUGCAUUUUGGGUCGCUAAACAAUGUGAUGAUGAGUGUGUUUGGGAAGAGUUAUGAGUUUGGGAGUGAGGGCUUUUGUGAGCUUGACAAGUUGGUGAGAGAAGGGUAUGAUUUGCUUGGGGUUUUCAAUUGGAGUGACCAUUUUCCUUUUUUGGGUUUGUUGGAUUUGCAAGGUGUGAGAAAAAGGUGUAAGAAACUGGUGUUGAGAGUUAAUGAUUUUGUUGGGAAAAUCAUUGAAGAGCAUAGGAUUAAAAGGGACGUUGAUGAGAAUAUUAUUAGUGGAAAAGAAAAGGGCAAUAAUAAUAUUUGUGAGAGUGGAGAUUUUGUUGACGUGUUGCUUGAUUUGGAGAAGGAAAACAAGCUCAGUAACUCUGAUAUGAUUGCUGUUUUAUGGGAGAUGAUAUUCAGAGGGACAGACACAGUGGCAAUCCUCCUAGAGUGGAUCCUGGCAAGAAUGAUCCUCCAUCCAGAUAUCCAAUCCAAGGUCCAAUCUGAAAUCGAUGCCGUCGUCGGAACCCACCGAUCCGUCUCCAAUUCCGACCUCCCAAACCUCCCUUACCUCCAAGCCGUAGUCAAGGAAACCCUAAGGCUCCACCCGCCGGGUCCACUCCUCUCCUGGGCCCGGCUCGCCAUCCACGACACCCGAAUGGGCGAACACUUCAUCCCCGCCGGCACGACGGCGAUCGUGAACAUGUGGUCGAUAACCCACGACGACCGGGUCUGGCCCGAACCGGAUAAAUUCAACCCUGAACGGUUCAUGGAAGAAGAUGUCGUCAUUAUGGGGUGUGAUCUUAGGUUGGCUCCUUUUGGGUCAGGAAGAAGGGUUUGUCCAGGCAAGGCCAUGGGCGUAGCCACGGUUGAACUGUGGCUCGCUCAGCUACUCCAAACCUUCAAGUGGGUCCCUCUUGAUGAUCAUAAUCAUGGUGUGGACUUGUCUGAGACAUUGAAACUUUCCUUGGAAAUGAAGCAAUCUUUGGUCUGCAAGGCUCUUCCUAGGGUUUCCUGAUCAUGAAUAUUAAAUCUCUGUUUCCUGGUUUUUUUGUUUUUUUGUUUUUUGUUUUUUUUCUGUUUUUUCCUUUUGGGGUUUGUUAUAGCAGUUUAUUAAGUGUUAACUUGGAUAUAAUCAGGAGAUAUGUUUGGGAUUUCAAAUCCUACAUAGAAAAGGGUUUUAUGGGUGUUAUUUAUAACUAGGAAAAUUACUUUUGGGUCUUCUGGGUGCUACUUUGCAGCAUAUUAAGCAAUAUAUUUUGUUUGUUCUUGUGGAAAUUAUGUAAUA